Messenger RNA from Sinocyclocheilus rhinocerous, 4047 nucleotides. Its product is annotated as liprin-beta-1-like. The transcript has 27 exons. Gene Ontology annotation, cellular component: presynaptic active zone. The record is from RefSeq and is a predicted model, not a curated record. Gene Ontology annotation, molecular function: protein binding. NCBI's taxonomy places the organism in Eukaryota, Metazoa, Chordata, Actinopteri, Cypriniformes, Cyprinidae. Gene Ontology annotation, biological process: neuromuscular junction development. Bases 142 to 3018 code for a protein of 958 amino acids.
CAUGGCGCUGGCGAGGUGGGAACGCCAACUACGGAAAGAGCAAAUCUCGUAAAGACAUUAAAACGCUAGAAAAGAGUCCACGGAUUAAUAUUUUCAUACUUUAGAAGGCGGUCCAGAUUCGGAUAAACAGUGCUUAACAAGAUGAUGUCUGAUGCCAGUGACAUGUUGGCAGCAGCCUUGGAGCAAAUGGAUGGUAUUAUAGCAGGCUCCAAGGCUCUGGACUACUCCAAUGGCAUCUUUGAUUGUCAGUCCCCAACAUCACCCUUCAUGGGCAGUUUGCGAGCCCUGAACUUACUGGAGGACCUCAGGGGUGUUCUGGAGCUUAUGGACGCUGAGGAGAGAGAGAGCUUGCGUUGUCAGAUCCCAGACUGUACUGCAGACAGUCUGGUGGAGUGGCUGCAUGGUCACCUGUCAAAUGGACACAUUUCAAUCACCGGUGAUGUUUACCAGGACAGACUUAAUCGUCUUGAAAGUGAUAAAGAAUCCCUUGUGCUUCAGGUGAGUGUUUUGACGGAUCAAGUGGAGGCGCAAGGAGAAAAGAUAAGGGACCUAGACCUGUGCCUUGAUGAACACCGUGAGAAACUAAAUGCCACAGAAGAAAUGUUACAACAGGAACUCCUCUGCAGAUCAGCCCUUGAGACUCAGAAGCUGGAGCUUAUGGCAGAGGUUUCCAACUUAAAACUGAAGUUAACAGCAAUGGAGAAAGAGAGACUCGAUUUUGAUGACAGAUUUGGAGAUAGUGAGGGUUUGAUUUUGGAGAUUAAUGAACUGAGAUACCGUAUUUCUGAGAUGGAGAGUGAACGGUUACAGUAUGAAAAGAAAUUGAAAUCCACUAAGUCGCUAAUGGCAAAGCUCUCUAGCCUGAAACUCAAAAUGGGCCAGAUGCAGUAUGAGAAACAGAGGAAGGAACAAAAAAUCCAGGCACUCAAGGAGGAGCUGGUUACGUUGAGAAGGCAGCUGGAUGGCAGAGAUGGUGAUCUGAGGAGGCUGCAGGAUGAGAUGGGGUCCAGAUCCCCAACGCCUGCAGGCCUAGACAGCACAGAGAGAGUUUUCCAUACUGCGGAAACAUUAAAAAAGAGGCUCAAAGAGAAACAUAUGGAAGUACAGAAGAUGAAGAAAGCAAUGGAGUCAUUGAUGGCGGCAAAUGAGGAAAAGGAUCGCAAGAUUGAAGAGUUGCGACAGUCACUCAUGCGUUACAAGAAAGUACAAGAGAUGGUCAUGUCAGCACAAGGGAGAAACGAUAAGGUCAAAGAAGGAGACAGUGAUGGGAGCAAUAGCGACAGCUCCCUCUCCAUGUCCACCGCCCUCUCUGUUUCCAUGGACACGGAGAAGUCUCUGUUCUCUUACACAGAGGAAGUUGCUGUGAGGGGUCAAAAUGAGACGACUACAUUUGUCAGUACACUCCAAGUGCCAUCGCUCACAGUCUCAUCCCCAGACAAAGCAGACAGUGAUUCAGUCCUGGAACAAAUGCAGUUAUCAAGUGAGAAAGAGUGUCAGGAGCCAACUCAAUCACUGGAGACCCCAUUAGAUGAGAGUCCCAAAGCUUCAGAGGACACAAAAUCAGCAAGCCAGGGCAACCUUGAUGGAAGAGGCAGUGAAAAGAGCAAAGCAUUUGAUGAGUUCAACAAGAUCACAACUCUACCACCCAAAUCCCCAAGCUCUUCUCAUACUGCUGAGGAUGACAGCUUCGGUACCAGGAAAAUGAGAUCUUCCUUUGGACGGGGAUUCUUUAAGAUCAAGGGAGGGAAAAGGACUGCUAGUGCCCCUAAUUUAGGUAUGACUUCUAUCUUACUUCUAGAUCAAUAUGCCCAUGGUCAAUUACAGUUUCACAGUGAUAAAGACUUUUUAGUCAGAGCCACAGCUGGGCCCAGGCUGGGCUGGUCAUGUGACCUGCAGAACACCAACAGUGAGCUGGACGCUCCGUUUGCACGCUGGUCCCGGGAGCAGGUGUGUGAUUGGAUGCAGGAGCAGGGACUGGGGUUGUAUGUGAGUUUGGCAAGGCAGUGGGUCGCCUCCGGCCAGACGCUCCUGCAGGCAUCCCAGCAGGAUCUGGAAAGAGAGCUGGGAAUAAAACACCCUCUACACAGGAAGAAACUCCAGCUGGCCCUGCAGGCGUUGGGCUCAGAGGAAGAUGACAACAAAGGCAAACUAGACUACCACUGGGUGACAAGGUGGCUUGAUGAUAUCGGCCUCCCACAAUACAAGACUCAGUUUGACGAGGGACGUGUGGAUGGACGGAUGCUUCACUAUAUGACUGUGGAUGACCUAUUAUCUCUGAAAGUGGGCAGUGUUCUUCAUCACCUCAGUAUUAAGAGAGCCAUCCAGGUGCUCCGGCUCAACAACUAUGACCCCAACUGUCUGCGGCGAAGACCUUCAGAUGAGAACAACAUAAGUCCUGCUGAGAUCUCUCAAUGGACCAACCACCGUGUGAUGGAGUGGCUGCGGUCCGUCGAUCUGGCUGAAUACGCACCCAACCUGAGGGGCAGUGGAGUACAUGGAGGACUGAUGGUGCUGGAACCUCGUUUUAAUGUGGAGACGAUGGCUCUGCUGCUAAAUAUUCCCGCAAACAAGACUCUUCUGCGGAGGCAUCUGGCCACUCACUUCAACCUGCUGGUGGGUUCUGAGGCCCAGCAACUCAAGCAGGAGUGUCUAGAGAACCCAGACUACACCUUACUCACCGCCACAGCUAAAGUCAAGCCGCACAAGUUGGCGUUUGGAGGGUUUGGUAGGAAGAAGAAACAAGAGGACAGUGAAGAGUAUGUCUGUCCCAUGGAUGUGGAGAUGCCCAAAGGACGCAGCUUCCAGAAAGGCUACAGAGGCAUGGAGCUCCAGAUCUAUGAUGAUGACCUAGACCGAUUCGACCAGAUGGAGGACUCUGAAGGGACUGUGAGGCAGAUUGGCGUUUUCUCCGAGGGCAUCAACAACUUAACGAGUAUGCUGAAGGAGGACGAGUUCUUCAAGGAGAUCUCCACGUCGUUCCCCAAUGCCAGUGUGAAGGAUGAUGACUCCAACGUGUGAGGGCACUGCGGGGACACUCUCGCCCCUAGUGCUGCUGCUUUAAUCGGAAGUGACUGUGCCAGUCCCUCUGCCAACACCUCCACACACGCACCUCCAUCUGAAUGCCAAAUAUAUCAAUCAGAACCAAGUGUCAACUCAUAGAAACACCAUUUUAACGCAUUUCAAUUGCCUUUUAACAACAGUGUGUUUAAUAAUUUAUGUCUCAUAAAGGUAGAUGGAAGAAUGUCUGCCCCUGUGUGUGUGUGUGUGUGUGUGUGUUUUUAAGAUUGUUAGUGGUCGUUUUUGUUUCUUGUGGAUCGAUGUGAUAUGAUUUUUAACUAAAAUAAAUAGCAGUCCUACUGUAAUUUGCUGGUCAUUGGAGAGAUACAGUAUGCAUUCUUUUUCAUCUGCCUGCCUAAAUCUGUGACAGAUUUUCAGUUUGUGCCGGUUAUUAUGGUGGCAGAAGAGCACAAGGACACUUUCAGGUAAAAUUAAAGAUAUAUUUUAUUAAAUUGUUGAUAAAUUAAAGUUGUACACUGCCAAUAAUUAAAUUAGCAAUAAUCAUCAAUAUUUUUGAAUGAUCGAUCCAGGUGCAGUCUUAAAGUCUAGAUGUUUGAGGGUUUUUUUGUAUUUUGACCUGUACAUUUUGGUUUAUCAAGCCAAUACAUGCAUUGAUACUGCAUAUGCUUUGUGCAUUUGCAUGCAGAACUCUGUACAAUAUAUUUUACAUCUGGUUUGUAAAGGAUUGCAUGUUAUUUAAGCCUCAUUUGGAUAUAAUAUUAGCAAAAUAUUGUUACUUUAAAGAAAGUUCAUUGUGAAUUAUUUUUCUUCUGCUGCUGCAGUACUUAAAGGAUAGCAAUAAUGUUCUCAUUUAUGGAAAUGCUAUCAUGUAGCAUGAAUCUUUAAUGCAAUACUGGCAUGUCCACAAAAUUGUAAGCAGCUGAAAAAUAUAUUGAAAAUAUAGUGCCACUCGUAACCAUUUCAGCGUUACAUGUUUGUACUUUGUUGACUUUUUACUCAUUUUUAAAGGUGAAUAAAAUACUGAAAGCA